UCAGGCAAGGAUGGCGCAAACCCAUUAAAGAAGCACUACUUACAGCUAAAGCUAACUGAUGAUACUAAUACAUACAAAUUUGCUGAAAAAAGAGAUAAGUGUGCCGCACCGCUGUGCCGCCUACAAGGUAAAUUAAUGUCUCUACAAGCUCAUGGCACUUUUCUACACGAUCCCGAGUUGUUUUCUGAGAGCUCGGCUCACUUGAAAAUGAAUUGUGAGGAGAGAAGGGUCUCCUUUGGCGCCGACGGGAAAAAGCAUCCAAGUGAAUCAGAUGCCUUUAUUUCAAAAGGGAUUCAACGAAACACUUCUCGCUCAUCUUUCAGAGAGAUUCGAGCCGCCGUAGUAGCCAAUUUAGCGGUGAUCCAUCUUGGCCUGAUGUUUUCCUUCUCUGCAAUGACUCUGCCCGAAAUGAAGGCUGCAGACUCGAUUCUCCGCAUUAACGACGACCAAGCCUCGUGGAUAGCGAGCAUCGCGUCCCUCGCCACCCCGCCCGGCUGUCUGUUCGGUGCGUACCUAAUGGACCAGCGAGGUCGCAAGUACGCGCUCGUUUUCCUCUCGGUUCCCUGCGUUCUCGGAUGGCUGUCGGUGGGAUUCGCGGGACUCGCCACCUCGCACGUGUCCAACGAUCUAACCCUGUACAUAAUUUACUGCGGGAGAAUGCUGCAAGGCUUCGGCACCGGAAUAGCGGCUGGCAGCGCGAGGGUCUACACAAGCGAGACGUCAACUCCGUACCGGCGAGGCACCUUGACCUCGCUAGCCUCACUCGCCAUCUCCCUCGGGGUCCUGAUAGGCUACUCCCUGGGCGCCUUGUUCUACUGGCCUUACGUCGCCUUCCUCAGCGCCGGGAUACCUUUGUCGGCCGUCUUCUUGCAAAUAAUUUUCCUCCCCGAGACGCCCACCUGGUACCUGACCCAAAAACGGCGCAACGAGGCCCGAGCUGCCCUGCAGUGGGUCAGGGAUCCCGAGAGCUCGGCACAGGAAAUCGACCAAGAACUGGCGCACUUGGGAGGAGUAACUGACGACGCGGGGCCCACGAGCAAGUGGGCCGAGUUGAAGCAGCCGUCCGCCCUCAAGCCCCUGGCGCUCGUCACUUUUUUCUUCUACACGUACCAAUUUUCGGGUAUCGCCGUGCUGACGUUUUACAACGUGCAAAUCAUCGAGAGCACCGGCGCGCAGGUGGACGCCGACCAGGCUGCGGUGGGUUUCGCGGUGCUCAGGCUAUUUUGCAACGUGAUCGGCUGCUACCUGAUGACCAUUUGCGACCGGCGCACGAUGACGAUCGCGUCCGGAGUCGCGUCAGGUGCCGCAGUGCUCAGCCUGGCCACGCACAAUUACCUGAACACGAUCGCGGUCGCAUCGGACGACUGGCUGUGGCGUCACCUGCCCAUUUUCUGCCUUGUUUCCUUCUACAUUAGCUACUCGCUGGGCUACCUGCUCAUUCCGUGGGUGCUCACUGGGGAAAUUUACCCGGCCAGGAUUCGCGGCUUGCUAGGCGGAAUUACCGUGUGCUUCGCGCACUCGCUGUUGUUCGCCGCAGUCAAGUCUUUUCCGUUCUUGCUCGAGAAUCUGGGUUUCCACGGUACUUUCUGGUUUUACGGAUGCAACGUGGCAGUCGGCUCGGUCAUUCUCUUCAUCUUGCUGCCCGAAACGAGAGGUCGGACGCUUUUGCAGAUCGAGAGCUACUUCAAAAAGGCCCGCAGCAAUGGAGUUUAUUAGAAAGCACAAGUGAAUGUGUAUUUAUCAAUAAAUGAAUAAUCAAAUUAAAA
Cloeon dipterum is the source of this 1766-nucleotide messenger RNA. RefSeq names its product facilitated trehalose transporter Tret1-2 homolog. Gene Ontology annotation, molecular function: transmembrane transporter activity. NCBI's taxonomy places the organism in Eukaryota, Metazoa, Arthropoda, Insecta, Ephemeroptera, Baetidae. Gene Ontology annotation, cellular component: membrane. The record is from RefSeq and is a predicted model, not a curated record. Bases 136 to 1716 code for a protein of 526 amino acids. Gene Ontology annotation, biological process: transmembrane transport. The transcript is spliced from 6 exons.